This is a messenger RNA of Macroventuria anomochaeta, 3198 nucleotides long. RefSeq lists its product as uncharacterized. NCBI's taxonomy places the organism in Eukaryota, Fungi, Ascomycota, Dothideomycetes, Pleosporales, Didymellaceae. The transcript has a single exon. The record is from RefSeq and is a predicted model, not a curated record. Bases 433 to 2982 code for a protein of 849 amino acids.
AUCAAACGUCGGCCACAUAGUACCAGCACCGCACAGCGACACGCCUCUCUCACGGUGACAGCUUCUGUCUAGUUUCUUGUUUUCGGUUCAAGUUGCGGUUCGGGAGCAUUCACUGCAAUACCUCGCCUCGCAGAUUGCUACUACCCUGCCUUGGCGCGUCACGGUCCCACGGUUCCCUCUUUGUCUUAUUUCACCCUUCCCCUCGACCCAUAAACACUAUCUACCCUCACACCUUCGAGAGUGUACUUUCUCGACGCGAUGCGCUAGUAGUCCUCAGUGUCGAGAUUGCAAAACAAUCAGCGCAGCUUACAUAUACCUCUCCGCCGCCUUGCCACACGUGGUCGUGACGCGCUUGAAUUGAUUACGCCUCGAGGUGUUCCCCCUCCCACAGUAUAUGCCAGCUGAGCUGCUGCUCUACACAGCCCAGACACCAUGACUACCACCGCACAAGCUAUACCAGCCCUCGAAGUCUCCGCACCUGACGACAACAUGGACGUACUCUCUGAUACUGGCUUCGACUUCGGCGAUGGCGACAUCGACCUCGAUCUGGAUACUGCACCCUUGGUCCAAGAUGAUAACAUGUCACUCAACGACGCGGCGACAGAUGGUGGAUUUGACAUGCAAGAGCUACCAGCCGACCAAGACGAUUUUAUGGCUGAUCAUGGCGAUCUGAUCGAGGAAGAUGAUGUGUACAACGAUGGUGGCGCCGCUGCAGUGUCACAGACUGUAGCCGAAAGUGCUACCACUUUCGAAGCAGACAUGCUUGCGCCGCCAGACGAAGAUCUGAUCGACUACUCAGAUGAUGAGGCACAGCAGCCAGUCAAGAUGCACAGCCCAUCAGUGCAUGAAGAGGAAGAUGCACGAGUAUCCUUUGAUGUCGAGGCUACAUCUGUGCCAGCCGAUGACCACAACGAGGACAUCCAAACGCAAGAAGACGCGCAGCCACUCGAGCCCAUUGAAGCCGCUGACGAUGAGAUGCAAACACGUGAAGAUGACGUCGCGAGGACCCUUGAACGAAGAGAUGCUGGUCCUGAGAAUCAGUUACAAGACGCUGAACUGCAGCGUGAAGGCGACGACGAGGACUACGUUCAUGCCGACGAUGAUGGUGGCGUUUCGCUUCCAGCAGAUGAGCAUGCUCACCAUGACGAUGACGCCGCUGUGGAACAGCAAGAAGAGCAGCAACAAGACGCAGGGAACGACAAUGAGAGCAAUCACCACGAUGUCCAGCAGAUCGAGUUGCGACCAGUGACCGUGAACUACGCAGGAAACGAAUUGUGGCUGUUCAAGCAACAUGACCUCGACGAGAGUGGUGACUUCUUGCUUGAAGAUUUGUCAGUGGCCAAGUCUAGCAUCUCGGAUCUCUUUCAAGCAUGCAGGCUGUCCCUUGGUGACGACGUAUCUGGCGAACACGAGAUCGGGUUCCGUUUCGACCAUUUUCACAACCUCGAGCUCUAUGAAGACAACACUGCCUGCGUAGCUGUGUCUUUGGAGCGCCUGGUAGAUAUGUACCACACAUUGCAAGCACAAGAUGGCAACGAUGAUCCGGAGUGCUUCUACAUCACCCUGCAGUUCCGUCCACGCUUCGCUACGCUGCUCGCUGAUGUUGCCCAAUAUGCUGAGCAGGGCAGUGGCUAUUCUGCCUUGGACGCCGCAGUCGCAGCAGGCGAGACCCACUUUUCGAAUGUGUUCUCUAGUGCUUCGACAGAACAUGAUCAUGUCGAAUGGGACGAAGAAGAGAACGAAGAGGAAGAGGCUAGCUCUCCUGGUUCCGUCCACAGCAUCGUCCCACAGGAAGCGGAAGCUGGUGAGCCUGAUGAACAACAGUUCGAGGAUGUCGAGAACCGGGAAGACGAGCAGGAAGAAGAUUCAAGCCAAAAUUAUGCACAGCAUCAGCAGGGUGUAGAUUUGGAAGGAGAGUUGAAUCAGGCUCUGGACGCACAGGACGAGGAAUCUCACACCGCCCAAGAAGCUGCUGACCUGGACCUUUCGGAGAGCGUAGCUCCUGGUAUAACCUUAGAUCACGCAGAGGCAGCACACGAGCCAGAGUCGGAAGCAGCGGAACGACACGCCUCCGAGACCAAGGACGAGAGAACGCCCGACCAAAUUGCGCAUGAGAAACAGGAAGCGGAGGAUUUUGUCGACUACAGUGAUGAUGAGGAUGCUCAAGAAGAUAAGUCCGUGCCAGCGCAUGUGCCAUCGCCGUCUUCGUCUACUGUUCAGGGAGACGAACCUACGGAGAUCCAAGUGUCAGGGCUCGCUCCUGAGCAUGACGGCCAGGAUGAAGGAAACAUCGUUGAGACCGGUUUCGAUGAGCACGAUGACGAUGCCACUUUGCUUACGCAAACACAAUAUGGUGAUGAUGCAAACCACUAUGCCUUCCAAGACUACACAGAGACAUACGACCAAGGCGAUCCGUUCCAGGACUUCGAAGCAGAUGGCACCGUGGGAGACCCAUUCGAGGCGAAUGAUACCUUCAAUGGCGACACUAAUCAAGAUUUCGCCGACUACGGCUUCCAGAACAUGGAUGGUGAGGAGAACCUAGGCUUUGAUGAACAGCCCUUGGACGAAACCAAUCACGGCGAUCACGUCGACGAGGCCUUUGGGGCUGUUGAGGAUGUCACACAUGCCGAUGCCUUCUUGGACCUGGAUAAUGCCCCUGAAUGGGCCAUCGACGCAGACCCGGCUUCGAACCUGCCAGGAGAAGACGCAGUUCUUUUACAUGAUGAUGCCACCGCACAUGAAGAUGAAGAGGGUGGCGCGGUCGAACAGCCUGUGGCUACGUCUUCAGCUGCAGACCUUGCGUUAACCUCAUCAUACGAUCAUAAGCCGUCUUCUCCACAAGGACAGAAAAGAUCUAUCGAUGAGGUUGGCGAUGAGAUUGAUGAUGCGCCCGACUGCACAGGUAUGACUCUGUCCUCACCGUGCAAGAGACGUCUCGAUGCUGACUUUUGCUUGCCAGACGCGAAAAGACCCAGAGUGUGAAGCCCGCCACCCUCAGAAUCUUACGAGGUUUCUUUCGAGUACUAACCAUUAGCUCUGCCUUUCAUGUUUCCACACCAGCCUUGGAUCUCUUCACCAUCUUCUCUCUCGGAUAUUCCUCUCGGCAACUACUCUUUCUCCAACUCUUCGAACAUCUGGCGCGCAUUGACUUCGACAUUGAGCCUGGCUCCGUUCAUAUAGCAUCUACUAAUAAUCAAC